UUUUUAUUGAAGUCUGCGUCUGUGAGAUCACGCUUUAGCUUUGUGGAUGCAGAAUUGCAGACUAUACAUUCUUUUUUAAGUUCUUGAGCUUGGAACAAUACCUUUUUCACUCUAGUUGUUUCUUCAACUAAAUGGAUACUGGUGGGUUUGUAGAUGAAAAAGGUGAGAACAGAUUAUAUGUUGGAAACCUGGAUCUUAGAAUAAACGAGGCUUCGUUGAUAAAAAUGUUUUCUCCAUAUGGGAAGAUCAUAUCAGAAGACUUCCUUUGGCACACACGCGGGCCAAAGAAAGGAGAACCUCGGGGUUAUGCUUUCAUUCAAUACAGCCUUAAAGAGUGAGCAUACAGGAAGCUGAAUUGGCGAAAGAGAAGAUGCAUGGGAGAUUAGCUUGUGGUAGGCCUUUAGUGGUGCGUCUAGCUAGUGAGAAGCAUCUAGAAGAUUCCUCUCAUGAUCACUCCAAAAGAUCAUUACCAGAAGGAAACAGAACCAGAUUUGUAAACGGGAGCAGCUCAGGACAAAUGAGCCGAGACGAAAAAGUAACUGCCAUUAAGAACAAACUCAAAGCUUUGGAAGAAGAUGAGAAACGUGAUCCCAAGAAACAGAAAAUUUAAGAAAACGGUUUUCAAACACACAACUUUGGGUCUAUGUGACUCUGUGACUCUGACCAUUUUUCAGUUUUGGUUUGAUUUGAUUUGGUUUACCGGUUUAAUCGAAACCAAUUUUGAUUUAAUAUUUCGGUUUGGCUCAGUGUUAUAUAUAAAAUUUGUAAUGGAAAGCAAAAGUUGACGC
Messenger RNA from Arabidopsis thaliana (thale cress), 788 nucleotides. RefSeq names its product RNA-binding protein-like RNA recognition motif protein. Bases 371 to 610 code for a protein of 79 amino acids. Gene Ontology annotation, molecular function: nucleic acid binding; RNA binding. The transcript is spliced from 5 exons. The record is from RefSeq and is marked reviewed. Lineage: Eukaryota; Viridiplantae; Streptophyta; Magnoliopsida; Brassicales; Brassicaceae.